This is a messenger RNA of Paramecium sonneborni, 223 nucleotides long. Lineage: Eukaryota; Ciliophora; Oligohymenophorea; Peniculida; Parameciidae. The record is from the annotation of a GenBank genome assembly.
AUGGACUAUAUGUAAAAACGCUUUGAAACUAAAAAUUCUUUCAUAAAUUUAAUAAUACUCAAACAAUUCAGGAUGGAAUUGGCAUAAGAGCUGGAAUAUUCCAAAUAUUUCGGUCAAAAUUUCUAUAUAAGAGGAAGAAUGCACAUAUUGAAUCAAUUGUUAAGUAUCUUAAUUAAGUCUAAUUUUAGGUUUAAUUAAUGGCAGUGAAGGUAUUGCAAACUGA